Molecule: messenger RNA, 10083 nt
Organism: Drosophila simulans
Lineage: Eukaryota; Metazoa; Arthropoda; Insecta; Diptera; Drosophilidae
Product: aminopeptidase N
Exons: 4
Coding region: 6984-9779 (931 amino acids)
Biological process (GO): proteolysis; peptide catabolic process
Cellular component (GO): cytoplasm
Molecular function (GO): zinc ion binding; metalloaminopeptidase activity; peptide binding
Source: RefSeq, a predicted model, not a curated record
UUGACUAAUCGAAAUCCAUUUCCAUUUGCUUAUUUUCAGGUAAGUUCAGCCCUUUUGUGCAAUUUAUGCGAGUGAAUUAUAUUUCAAAUACGGUUUAUGCUAAGAUAUGGUAAGGAAUCUGUUAUCUAUGACUUCUUUCUGGGAAUUUCCCUGUUGUUUUUCAAGGGGUUGUGUUUGAGAAGAAAAAAGGGUUGAGGAUAUUCCGCAUUUCGUUGUAGUUUUUUCCGUCCUCUUGAGAAUUGAUGUACUCCACCGUCUUGGGGAAAACCCCUUCUGGCAGUUUUUCCCACCAUGUUGUAACUGCAGAAGCUAAACCAAUAUUAUUUCUGCCUUCUAUCUAUCCUUCUUCGUCACCCCUUUCCCCGACAUUUUCUCGGCUGCACUUUGUCUUUGGCUUCUCUUUACUUGAUUUUUCGGUCAGUGGCAAUUGGCCGUCCGACGGAAGUAGUUCCCCACUGCCCCUUUCUCUGCCCCUCUGCCGACGUCCUUUUUCGUAUAAUUUUCCGGCUGUUUUCACGUUGCAGGAAACCCGUGAAUUUCGCGUUGAAUUGGCCGGUCGAGCGGGAGAGCGGGUGCUGAAAAUUUGGGGGAGGUCGUGAAAAUGAAUGUCGUAUUUGUUAAGCACCACCCACUCAUUUCCAAGCUUCGCUUUUCUGUGCUAAUUUCUGCUCCAGUUACGCGGCGGGCAAAUUGGUGAGCAUUUUGCGGAUGGGAUGGAGUGAAUGGGUGGGCCCCCAACUCUCCAGCUUAUUAAAUAUAAUUCACAUGGCAUGGCCAGAAAGUCGUCAAACAACAAUGAAUGCUGAAAGAGAAACCGCAACGAGUUAAUUAGGUGGCUUAAACAAUCGAAACUUAAACUGUGCGAGAAGGGCAGGGUCAAAGGUUAAUGGGAAAACGAAGGCAUAAGCAGUGCAACUGUUGAGUGGUCCAAAGUUUUCCAUCUCAUUCUCAAUUUGCGAUGAAGCAAAACCACCAGCAAGAAGCUGUCACGGCCAAAAACUGCAUUUGCACAAAGUGCGAACCGAGAAAAUCGCAUGCGUGCUCUCCCUUCUUACACUAAACAAAAUAAAAGACAACUUUCCAUAACAUUUCAAGUUUUGUUAUUAAUUCGAAGAUAAGUUUUAUGAAAUAAUAACAAGUUUUUAGAACUAUCGAUUUUCUGAAAAAAACUUGAAACUAACUUUGGUUGCGUGUUGUUCAUUCGAUGCUCCAAAUAUCUAGCAUAUCAUGGCUUCCUCUUCUAAAGAGUUUUAAAUCGUGCAAAAAUAUGUAAAAUAUUUUCCACCAGCCUUAACCAGGUCUUAAUCAAUAAACGAAGUUUAAUGUGACUUUUUCAGAAAUCAUGCUAUAAAUCAUCGUUUAAACAAUCAAUUAAAUGAACGGCAAGUAGACAUGCAAUUUUUUGUAUCACGUCGAAUCAAAUAAAUUAUGUGGAAUGGAAAUGCCGAUGAUUGUGAUUGCAUAAAUAUUUGCACUUGAAUUAAGAUUGAACGAUAGAUUAUGUUAAAUUGUUCAUAUAAAUGGGCGAAUAAAAAACCAUAUUUCGAACUUUAAAUUCCCGCAGUCCGCUUUUACGUCCGACAUGAUUUAUUCUCAAAUUGUUUUUUCUUUUUUAUUUCGAGUGGCCAAUCGUUCUUUUUUUUUUCCUCUCAGUGAGCUGCCGCCAUAUCUGUAUUUUUUUUUUAAUGCAUGUUGAAAAGGGCUUGCAGGCGUAUUGCGGGCCAAGGGGGCGUGGCAAUGCAGGGUACAUGGCAAGCGCAGUCAUUGCGGCUAAAGCGGUUUCUGCGGUUUCCGGCAGCCGCAAGGCAGCUUCCUCUGCCCCUCUCGCUCUGGCGCUGAUGCUCCAUCUCCGUCCCACUUGGCCGCAAACUGCUUUUGGUCGUCGCCUUUGGCGUCGCCUGGCGCUGCAUUGAUAAAACUGACCUGGGGGAUAGGGGUGUGCUAUGGGUUAAGGGGGCCUGCGGAAACGGGACAGAAAUGGGUUAAAAGUUAAGGGGCGUUGCAUGCCCCAGCCGCAGUAAAACAGUUGCAGCUACUGAUACAGAAAACCAAAGAGGGGGGUGAGGGGCCCACUCACCGAUGCGAAAUUUUAACAAGAUUUCCACAGUUUUGUUAAGGGACAACAAAUUUGAUUAAAUUUGUCUUGGGGCCAAGGGGAAAAUUGGGUGUGCUGCCAUUUCCCUGGACACUUGAGCUCUCUCUAAAUUGUAACACUUUUUAUUGGGAAAACAAAAACCCUGGCAAAACAUUGUAUUUUGUUAUGCCAGCCAAAGGAAUAUGUUCAAUGGCGCUCAACUGGAUAAGGAAGUACUUUCAACUCUUUUAAGAGGCAUAUAGUCUGGAUCAAUAUGCUUAAAACGUACUUCCUGCAAGACUUCAACAAAACAUCAAUCUGUAAAUCAAAUGUAAAAUGCAGCGAAGUAGUGAAUUGAGUACCUUGUGUUGUUUUCUACUUGAAUUGUAUUCUGCAAUUGCAAUUCCCCCUUCCGUUGAUUUUUCAUCCUAUUUUCCUAUUGUAGUUGUGCUUUUCCUUUCCUCUCCUCCUUUAGUGGAUUUCCCACUUCUUUUGCUCGUUCUCAACCCAUUUCAUAUCCCUUACUUUUCUGUUCACUCCACACACACACACAAAGAUAUGAAAAGAGUUUUCCUUGGGUUUUCCUGCCACUCAGCCACGCCCACCAUUUACCCGGUCCCUCGCCCACUUUCGUGUGGUGUUUUUAUGUGUCUUUGUUGUUGCUCAUUCCGUUGUUGUUUCAUUAGAUCAUUUGAAAUUGUAUGCCAAGGCGUUGUUGUUGCUUAUUUGCAUAAAUAUACAUACAUGUCAGCAUAUUAAAGCAGUUGGUUGCUGAGUGUAUAUAGCCAUUAGCCACGUGUGUGUGUGUGUGUGUAAAAGGAAGCCCGAGUUUUGCAUGAGGAAAUUGAAACAAAUCUUGAACAAUUCAGCUAACUUUUUUGUUGUUACCUUUUACCACUGAGGCGUAAGUUAUUAGGACCCCGAAAGUGACUGCCCCGAAAAGUAGGCAAUCCAAAAUGCAGCAACUCCGAAUGUGGCUAAUGUGGCACACAUACCAACACAAAAAUCCCACCCAUACAGACACACUUUGCCUGCACUUAGCAACCCCCAUCCCCCCAUCAACCGGGAAUGCCCGACAUUUGGAGAAUGCAAUUCGAAUUUAAAGGCUUUAAAGCCCCCACUAAACUAAAAGUGGGUGGGCGUGUUUUGUUCCCUCCUGGUUUAUGAUGCGGCCCGAACGGCACGUUUAAGCAAUUGCAAAACUUUUUAUGGAGUUUUUUCCUCUAUGUCGUAGCCUCAAUAUGGCCACAUAGUCGUAGUGCGACUGCUGUUCGUGUUUGGGUCAGUUUUUCGGCUCUUGGCAGUGGAUCAAAAAUAAAUAUAUAUAGAGCAACUCUGAGCUAACAAAAUGAACAAGUGCAACGAGGAAAUAUGUUAUCAAUACAGAAUAAUAAUCGAUUUACAUGCAUAUACAGAAAGUUACACUUGAAAAUUGGAAAUAAUAAGCAAGAUUUUAUACAUCUAUGCUUAUAAUGCUUAUUAUCCAUAACAAUAAGGUUUAAUUUUGCAUAAAAUGAUUGUGUAUCCAAUAACGGUUUAUCUUUCCUUUUUCAUUCAUUUUGCUAAAUUUAAGUAGCUCUUUUGUCUCCAAAUUGUUAAUCCCAUUAGUAAUUAAUUGACCGCUUAGAUUGGCAAUGCAAUCGAAAUUUGCCAUUUAAUUGUUAUAAUUUUUCGUUCAAUUCCAUAAAUUAUAAAUCAUUAGGCGCCCAACAACACCCCGCCCCACCGAAACCAACCCCCCGCACCGUUGGCAAUUAUUUCAGUUUCACUCCGCCAUUAAUUAUUUCAUUUUUGUGGCUUCCAUCUAAUGAAAUUGCAAUAAUAACGAUUGCCGCAGUUUGCGAGCCACUGCAAUGACCUCACAACUGUUAUCGCUCCGGAUGGAGCGGUGGGUCUACGGUAUUAAUCUUUAUGGUUACCGGAGGUUUGGGUUCGGGGGGGGUCGAAGGUCCGUGCUCCGGGGUGUCCGGGUGUCGUUGGUCAGCAGCGUUACGAGUCGUAAAAACCAACUAACGAUGGUCCACGGCAGAGCUGUAAACUUUGACCUCAAGUUACAUUCUCUGGUAUUUUGUACACCCUAUAACUAUGGAAAUAUUGCUACACAAUAGAAAUUGGAUAUUGAGCAUAUUGUUUUUAAUUUGAAUAGAAAUAGCUCAUUGAACCUUAAGUUCUUGAGCAAUCAAUAAAGGAUUUGAUGUUUUACCCUCAUCUUUAAAAGAAUAUUUCGUAUUUAUAGGGUAUCCAUGGUUUGCACCAAUUUGAUACGCGUUUCGGCCUUCUAGCCAAGCUAAACAACAAAAAGACAAAUAAAAAUUGUUGGGCUUUGCUGCUCGCUUUGCGUUUGGCAUCUGUCAAAAUGGCAGCCAACUUGGCGGGUGGGUUGGUUGGUUGGUGAAAUUAUGGCCGGUUAGUUGGGUGGUGCGGGGCAUUUGUAGUGGGUGGUGCUGUCACGCAAACGUUUGAGCAGAAAAUGACGGUGUCGUUUGCCCUUCCCGCUGAAUAUGGACCUUCCUCCUUCUCCGUCUCCAUUUUUUCUCUCUCUCUUUCGCUUCGUUUUGCCGGUUGUGUGUUUAUAAACGAGUUUUGCAUUAAAUUUUACAACAGCAGCAACAAUGGCAUCGCACGCACACAAAAUGGAGACAUCAACGUGGCUAUAUCUCGGUGUGUGUUUGAGACAGGUGAACGAACGUACCCAUUGCCAUCUUGGCCAUGACAGCUCCCAGUUGCCUUCUCUGCGUUUCAACUUUUCCUUCCCUCGUUGCGCUGAUUUGUCAGGGUAUAAAACGGGGAUGUACAUAUAAAUGUUAUGACUUAAUAGCGGCUGCAGAACGAAAUCAUCAUUUUCUCGGCUCCCAGUUUCCUUCAGCUUCCCUUCUGGAUUUGGCUAAGUGUGCCAUGUCAAGUGGCCAAAUCAACAGAUUGCCAUCCCUCACAUAUGCAUACGGUACGUAUACGUAAUAUGUGAGUUGACGGGUAUGGAAAACUGAAUGGCACCUUGGCAACAAUCUUCCAUCAGUUCUAUCAAUCGAUAGCAAAUUAGACAUCUAGUGCAGGAGUAAAGUUUCCCCCAUCAAAAGUAACAAAAUCUGUGAGCAAUACUGUAAUGGGUAUAAAUAUAGACGAAAGGCAAGCAGCGGAUAACUUACAAGUUGCUAUAUCUAAAACCAAAUUGACUUGACUGGAAAAUAAGGGCACUAUCAGCAUCGAAAGUAGAGUGGAGCCUAUUGAGCGGCGAAAGGAAAUCGAGGGAAAUUCUACUUGGCUGACAAUUGAACUGGCUUAAUUCACUGACUGCAGUUUCGAACAAUUGGCCAGUGGAAAUCGACUUUAUGAACCCUCGGCCAUGCAUCAAAAAAGCAGCCCCACCAUCUCAGUCAGCACCUUCGACCUUCUGCUGGGCAUUUGGCUCUCAGUUUUUCUGGCUUUCAAGCCUCGUCCUGUUUUUCCUUUCCCUUUCUUUUUGUCCCUCCCUGGGUUUUUUUUGUAUGGUUUAUGGGCAGCAACUGAGGGACUACGGCAGUUUGGCAUUUGCCAGCAGUCCACACGCACACACACACACACACGCAGACGACAGCUGUGUGUGUCAUGUCCAGAGCCAUAAAUCAUUUAUUUGAAAAUUGCUAUUGUAUUGCGGUUUAAUAGCAUGUGAUCAUCAUCAUCAGCAGCAGCCACACGAGCGCCACCUUGUGGACAGUGGCACACACUACGUGUCGUAUUCAUAGCCAACUUGCAUCGUUACAUUUAAUAUCCCAGAAAUCGGAGAAGGGUCUGUGAGGUACACGAAAGGUCGGUAGUAUGAAAAUGCGGGCUCGCAUGGCCCAUCAUGCCCAUUAAUUAUAAUGCCGCAGCGGCGACUGUCGGAGGGGUCUCAGCCGACUUCCGUUAGGCCCAGGAACACGCCCCCUACGCCCAGUGCCCCAAAAAGCAAUGCCACUGCCACCCACUCACUCAGAGAAACAUAUGCCGCACGUUCGGUGCCUUUGUCGCCUUUUUGUGUCGUGUUGUGGCAGUGAUUUUCCUGCCUCGAUUUUCCCGCCGGGGUAACGAGGUCAUUUGGCAAUAUACCAACACAAACAAAAAUUAUGUUAUUGGUCAAUGUAUUUAUGAGUACGCCAGGCUCUGGCCCCUAAAAACACAACUCUCCGUUAUACGGACAACAGACAACGGACAACGGACACCGAACACCGGACUCCAAAGGUACAUAUACAUAUGUAUGUAUGUAUGCAUGCCGCUCUGCGAAAAUUGCACGAAAAUUGGAAAUUUAUUGCCAAGCCCACACAAACACACACACAAACACAGACAAACACACACACACGCAAGAUAACGAGUGAAAGAGGAGAGCAACCAACAUGCGCUAAUGACAUUGUGCUGUGGUUUGUCGCCCCCUUUCUUCUGAGCCCCGCCCCCAAUCCGCCCCUCAUUUUGCUCCAUGAGUGCGAUUUCGAUUGGAUUUCCUUUGCGUUCCAUCUACAACACUGAUGAAAACCACAAAUUCUGAUCCAGAUUCCAUCAGUGGAGCGAGCCGUUCACAUCCCGAAUUAUUGCGCCUUGCCUCAAAACGAACGAAAGUUUCGUAAUAAUUUGCAUUCAUAUUUCUGUUACUGUAUACGAGAAAUAGGUUAUUGCUCCUCAAUUAAAUCUACUUCCUUUGAGAAUUGCUUUUGUAAUCGAAUAACUUGAGCUCCAGGAAUUUCCUAACAUGUUUAAUUUGACUUUGCUUGCCGACGAAAUAUGGAAAACCGGAUAAUAGAAUAUUGUCAUAGGAAAUAUACGUAUUCAUCGAGCAUAUGCUAGGUAUCAGAAUGGUCGAAUACUUUGUGUUUCUGUUGCGUGGCCUGACGAAUUUCCGAUUAGACACACACCUGACUUGAUUGAAAAACAUGAACAAAGUAAAUCAGUCAUUGAAAUCAUGCACUUAAGCUACCUGACAAUACUCACCGCCCUGUUUUUCCACCUAGAGGCUAACAAAACCGCUGUCGGUCGCCUUCCAAAGUGGUUGGUACCGCUUAGCUAUCGCGUGGACAUCGUGACGCGGAUCAACCAACCCUAUCAGCCCUUCGGCGGUACGGUGGUUAUUGAUCUGAGAUCGGAGAGAUCUACAAAGAAAAUAGUGCUUAAUUCCCACGAUUUGGCGAUCGGCAAGCGAAGGGCGGUGACAUUGUCUGCCAAGAAUGGCAACUCAGUGCCGGUUAGCAGUAUAGAGAUGGACAUUAAACUCAGUCGACUGACUGUGUCCUUAAAGAGACCACUCAAGGUCAACGUCACAUACUCCAUGCGGGUGGCAUUUACUAGUGUUUUGAGAAGUGACCACACUGGAUUCUAUAGCAGCAAUUAUGUGGAUCAUAAUACUACUUUAACCCAAUGGCUGGCGGCCACCCAAUUUGAACCGAACCACGCCCGCGAGGCUUUUCCCUGCUUCGACGAUCCCAUUUUUAGGACACCCUUCAAGAUCAAUCUGGCACAUCCGUAUCUGUACCGCGCUCUUUCCAACAUGCCCGUCCAGCGGACCAUUCGCCAUGCCAGCCUGAAGGACUACGUGUGGACGCAGUUCGUCGAGAGCCAUCCGAUGCAAACGUACCUGGUGGCCUUCGUGAUCAGCAAGUUCGAUAGGCCAGGUUUCACGUCCAGCGAGCGAUCGGAUUGUCCAAUUAGGACGUGGGCACGCCCGGAUGCACUGUCGCAGACUGAGUUCGCCAACAUGGUGGUGGCACCGCUGCUAUCCUUCUACGAAGAUCUCUUUAACAGUACCUACCGGCAGAAGAAGAUCGAUUUGGUGGCUCUUCCAGAUUUCACCUUUAAGUCGAAAGAGAACUGGGGCUUGCCAGCUUUCGCGGAGGAAUCCCUUUUGUACGAUAGCCAACGGAGUUCCAUUGACGAUCAACAGGGCGUGGCGCGUGCGGUGGCUAUGAUGGUGGUGAACCAGUGGUUCGGCAAUCUGGUCUCCGUCGCCUGGUGGCAUGAGAUCUGGCUGAAGAACGUCUUUGCCCUGUAUCUCUCGCGUUUUGGUGUGCACUCACUGCGUCCGGAGUGGGAUUACCAGGAGCGCCACGCCCUCCAGCUCUACCUCUCGGUCCUCGACUACGAUGCCCAUGUUAAUACGGAUCUGGUGACAGCAUCGGUGCCCGAUGAGAGCCACAUUUGGGCGGCGUACAAUGAGAUUGGGGAGCGCAAGGCAGCCGUGCUCUUCGAGAUGCUACACCGCGUCAUGGGCGAAGAGGCAUGGCUGACGGCACUGCGUCGCUAUCUGGUUGUCUAUGCCAAUCGCACUGCCACAUCCUCUGACUUUUGGGAUCUCUUGCAACUGCAGGUAGACCGCAAUGGACGUUUGGGCAAGGGUCUGAACAUCACUGGGAUCAUGAAAUGCUGGCUAGGGCAACCGGGAUAUCCCCUGGUCACCGUUACCCGGAACUACGAGAAUCGUACGGCUAUCGUAAGUCAACAGCGUUUCUUCAUCACUCCCCAGUUCCGAAACCGCUGGGCCAGGAGUCCUUGCUGGUGGGUUCCGCUCAGCUAUACCUGCCCCAGUUGCCAACAUUCGGAAAUCAUCUCCUUCAGCCGCUGGCUUACAUGUCCGAUUUCUAAGCCUUCGAGUAAAUCUAAUACCGUUAUACUGGGGAAGCUGGAGGCGGAGCCUGAGGACUGGAUACUGUUCAAUGUCCAACAUACGGCUCCAUUCCGCGUGAACUAUGACCUCCGCAACUGGCAGCUGCUCAACAAAACGCUCGCUGAUCCCAAUAAGUUUCGUCUCAUACAUCGUGUAAACCGCGCCCAGUUGGUCGACGAUCUCUUCAGCCUCGCCUGGAGUGGCGAUAUCGAAUAUGACAUGGCCCUGGGCAUUCUCGGCUAUCUGGAGCACGAGGACGAAUUCGUGGUCUGGGCAGCAACCGAGAUAAGCUUCGAGCGUAUCAAUAACGUAGCGAAGAGGAACUCAAACUACCUGAUCUUUAAGACCUUUAUGCGCCUCCUGCUGGAGCGGCAGUUCAAGCGGGUGCUAUCCUCGGACUUGACCAGUUCCUCGGGCAACAUGACCCACCGCCCCGUCAUCAUCAGACUGGCCUGUGAGUACGAGCUGCCCGCCUGUGUGAGUCUCGCCCGUCGGGAAUUCGUAAAGGGAACGCCGGAGAAGGGCGGAUGGAUGACCAUCCAAGAGCGGGAAACGGUCGUCUGCACGGCGGUCAAGUUCGGCACUGAAGGGGACCGGGAUACGGUGGAGUCGAUGUACAAACGCUCGAACUUUGCCGCCGAAAAGGAAUCACUGCUGACCGCCUUGGCCUGUUCGCGGAAUGUCUUCGCCCUGCAGAGAGUCCUUAUAUGGACUUUUGAGAGCUCGGGAGUGCGAAAGCAAAACGCCAGGCGAACCUUCAAGGCUGUCGUCUCUAACUCCAUGGGCUAUCGAUUGGCCAAGAAGUACGUGUCCGUCAAUAUGCAGAACAUACGCAAUUAUUGCAGCAACUCAACCGACAAGGUUGUAAAUCUGAUGACACCCCUAAUUGAAUGUCUAUCCACUCCGAAAGAACUGCUCUACUUUAGCAAAUUCUUUAAGGAGAUCCUGCGCGACAUGAACGGCAGUGAGCGGCUCAUCAAGAUCCUGCUGGAACGGGGCAACGAUAACAUCCACUGGCAGCGCACCAAGUUUCGCCCCAUGUUGCAGGCCAUUCGGGACAUAAUUCUGUGGCGGAGUAGGACGAAGCGGAUACUCAAAUAAAAGAUUGUUAUCCCAAUCCAAAUCUUAAAUGUUAAAGCCAAUGGUCACACAAUCAAAGCUACUUUUGGAUUCUUCAGAUCGGUUUAUAAGCCAUACAAAACAGUCUUUAUUUUAUCUGUGCCACAUUUUUGGCCAAGAUAUUGGGUUAAAUCCCUUUGGAUAAUAUCAGAUUUAGACAACAUAUUUAUUUUGUUCAUUUGGUAAUAAAUAAUCAGUAUUUCUUCGAUGGGAAUAAAAAUACUUGUGCAAAAGUGAAACAUCAUCAUAUAUCGUUGAAUUUGUAACAAAAUGCGCCAUCCACCUG